CUUCCCAAGCAAAAACGACCCAAUUUUUUGGGUUAUUUAUCUAGAUUCAGCUCCACGUACAUCUAGAUGCACGUGGACCUGAAUCUAGAUAAAUAACCCAAAAAAUUGGGUCGUUUUUGCUUGGGUUGAUCCAUCAUCAUCAUCACUGAAAUGUGGAGCAAAGAAAUUUGUAGCCUGUCACAUUGUACAUUCACAUACUGUGUAAAUCAUUUAGACCUUUUAAGAAAUCAUCAAGAAAAGAUAUUAGGCCCCGUUAUCAAAAUUGCAUUCACGUACAAAAAUAAUUAUUAGGUUUCGUACAACGCCAAAGUAAUGAUGAUCAAGUUGAAGAACAGCAACACUACAAACAAAUUUUAGAACAAUGGAAAUUGAAACAAUUUCAACUGAUCAAUGAAAUAUAUCAGAAAAAAACAGCUGAAUAUGAACAAAAAGUACAAAAAAUAAAAAAGCUGCUUGUAGUGUGAAACUACAAAUGUAUUCAGAUGAACAUUUAAUACCUGGCAAUGUGGAGACAUAUCCCGAUUGGAAUAUCAUUUUUUGCAGCAAAAGUUUUUCUAUACCCCGAACGGGAUAUAGUUUGAAAUUAUAUCCCGGUCACGAUAUAUUUCGAUAUGCCGAUUGGGAUAUCAAGAAAAUCUAUAUUCCAACCAGGAUAUCAAGAAUUUUAAUUUUUAAUUUGUAAGAAAAUGAUAAAUUUUAAUUAUAUGAGAGCUGAAUAUUCUUCUCCUUCUUCUUUAUUCCCCCUCUCUAAUGUUCCUAGUAGUGUCUUUUGUUUUCUCCAGCUGAUCGAAGAGUCACGUAUAUCUUUUAACGGACGUAAACAGAUUUCUUCUAUUAGACAUCUUUCAUAUGUGAGUGUAGCAUAAAAUAUAACAGAAGAUAGAAGACAAAGUCAUUACCACGCACAGUUUCAUCUACCAUACAUUUGUAACGUUUUUUCUUCUUCGUCUUCUUAUACCUAUCAAUAAUUCACUUGAUUCAAUUAUGCCUCCCAAAACAUCAAUGCAAAAACACCAUACGGGUCCAAUCGUUACAAAAGUCUAAUAAAUUGAAGCGUGCUCAAAGAACAUAAAGCAGUUUACCUGCAAGAACGGAUAAAAAAUUUCCCGUUAAACACAAAGCACGUAUAUUUAUAUAUUGUCGACGCAUGAGAAAAGAUAUGUGUUUCAAUAUAUGUGGGCAUCGAAAAGGAAGAUCAGGUGUAGGUUUUCGAGCUCUUUCGGAUGGUGAAGUCAAUUUUACCUCAAAAUGUCGUCAUUUUCCUCUUAAUCGUUUUUACGACGAAAUUUCAUGUUUUAUAUCCCGAUCGGGAUACUACUUUUUUUUACUAUAUCCCGAUCCACCUAUUUCUCCAAAUUAUUUUUGUUUCCACGUCCAUUUUCUCAUUUUAGGUGGUGAAGGUGAUGCGAGUAAUAAUUAUAAUGAUGAUAGUAACGACGAAUUAUUAGAUGCAGCUGAUAUUAAUAAUGAAUCAAUGGAAGAUGACGACGACAAUAUUGCAAAGUAUGGUAAUGGUAGAAGAGAAACAACAGUCAAUACACAGACAGAAUUCGUUGUCUAUCCUUCACUAAAACAAUUACAAGAACUUUUAAGUAAAGUUGGUUCAUCGUCGUUGUUCUCUGAUCUCGAUAAGGAUAUUAGACAGUUAAUACAUUCAUUAGAAAAUGUGUUAUACGUACAACAGAUGUAA
This is a messenger RNA of Didymodactylos carnosus, 1690 nucleotides long. Lineage: Eukaryota; Metazoa; Rotifera; Eurotatoria; Philodinida; Philodinidae. The record is from the annotation of a GenBank genome assembly.